AUUCUCGUGACGGUAGAGAUAAUAUAAUGUCAAUGUCUGCGGACAAUAAGCAGUCGCUCAUUGAUUACUUGAGUUGUGUGCCAAAAGCGCUGUGCAUUGAAGACAUCGGGGAUCUGUUUUAUUUGGUGGAACAGCACUACGUCUCCCGAACACCGCAUUCAAUCAAAGCCCUGCAGUCCCUCCUAUUCCAGGCGUCGGAACCGUUGGAAUGUGAGCCACAAAUCACCGAUUUAUCGCAUAUGCUGUGUCUUCCAGUGCCGGUCAGCGACCUCUUGCCGGCCGCCGCCUCCCCGGCCGUCAACUCUGUGCGCUAUUUCUGUGUCGACUGUCGACCCGCCGAACAGUAUAACAGCGGACAUCUCUCAACCGCUUUCCAUUUGGACUGUUCUCUCCUAUUGGAAGAGCCGUCCGCUUUCAACACCGCAGUGAAGGCACUGUUGGCCGCACAACGACAGGCCAUCGACGAGCAAUCGGUGGCCGGCGGACAACACCUGUGUUUUAUCGGCAGCGGUCGCGACGAAGAGGACCAAUACGUUCAUAUGGUUGUCGCCUCAUUCCUCCAGAAACACCACCAAUACGUGAGUCUGGCGUUCGGCGGCUACGAGUGGUUACACCGACUGAUUGUGGCGAACAGCGAGUAUACCGGCGCUCUCACCGAUCAUAACCGGAAACAGUGUAUCGCUUGCGUCAAAGACAAAGACAGCAAAUCCGUCCGAAACGGAUCCAAGUCGUCGUCGCCGUUAACGGCCGGCGCCCUAUCGGCCGAUGUCGAGCACUUCACGAGCGCGCUGUUGGACAAAAUGGCGAACGCCGUGAAGCCCAAGUACAAGGAGAUGAAGGACAAACUCGUCGAUUACGUCACUAAUCCUAAUCAACAACAAGUGGUCCGACACGUGAGCCCUUCCGACAAAUUGGGCAAAAGAUAUAAAGCCUUUAAUCGGUUCACUAUCGAUGAGGAUCUCGAGUCAGGCAAGUACGGUUUAGAGUCGGAUUCAAACGACGAGUCGCUGCAGGAGAUAGACGUAGAAAAGUGGUCAAAAAGUCCCGAAAUUAUCGGUUGUUUCAAAUGCCAAGAGAUCAAAGAUGACGGCCAUAUGUGCGCCAGUUAUUUAGCGCUUUCAAACACACAUCUGUUUGUAUUGCGAGAGUUGUCGCACAACAAGAAUUUGGCCAAAAUUAUGGCCAAACGGCCGCUGGAGAUGAUCUACCAAAUAAAACAGAUCCCCGAUGUCUUCAAUGCACAGCGCUUUUGGCACACAACUCAACAUUACGAGUGCGAGAAAGUAGAUGAGGAAUGGGUUGCCUAA
Molecule: messenger RNA, 1307 nt
Organism: Medioppia subpectinata
Lineage: Eukaryota; Metazoa; Arthropoda; Arachnida; Sarcoptiformes; Oppiidae
Source: the annotation of a GenBank genome assembly